Molecule: messenger RNA, 4677 nt
Organism: Ectocarpus siliculosus
Lineage: Eukaryota; Phaeophyceae; Ectocarpales; Ectocarpaceae
Source: the annotation of a GenBank genome assembly
AUGCCCCUCCACAUCCCCGUGGCCCAAGCCCGAUCGGGCAAACUCGUGGUGCCCUCCUGUUCGAAGGCGGAGGGCUCUUUCAGAUGCCUCGAGUAUUCCCAAAACCUGGCUCUGAAACAGGGCAAGAUAAAGGUUUUCCAUUUCGCGCACCGCCACCUGUCGCCCGGCUGUUCGGGCGGCGGCGAGUCGGCCCUUCACAAGGCGGCGAAGUUGCUCGUUGAAAAAUAUUGUUCGCGCCUCGUUUUCAUAGGCGUGUGCAUCGCAGGAGAGCACAGCAUCGCGCGACAGUACGUGAACUGCGAAGCGAAGCAGGAGUAUCGCUACGACACGACUAACAACUACGCGGCGGACGUAGCCAUCUUUCAAAACGGUGUCAUAAGUGCUAUCGUAGAGGUGUGCGCAUCUCACGCGACCACCGGCGACUCGCUAGAAUCUCGCACUGCGUGUGUUGGGGUGAACAACGUGUGGGAGAUUUCGGCGGUAGAAAUACUCAGCCGACAGAUGGUCAACGAUGAGAAGUUUGAGGAAGCCAUCAAGCGCUUGGGCGCCAAGCCAAAAUGGAAGGACAUGAACUACUACACUGAUGUGAUGGGUCUCAUCCAGGUUGUGAGCAUGGGCUACAUGGCAGCCGUCGCUCGGAGCCAAGAACUUCAGGAGUGCAGCGUCGUCACCAGCUUCCGGACCGUCAGCAGGACCGAAGACUCGGCUGAUCUGGCAAACUCCGUUCUAUGUUCGAACGGUGACUUCAUUGUACAGUGGGAUGAGGAAGUUUUCGUGACAGCAACAAUCCGCGUCAGCGAUGGCACAUCGCUCAACAUCACUGGGACUGGACCAGGCGCAAUUGCGGAUGGGGGUGGCAGUACGCAACUGUUCGUUGUAGAAGGGGGUUCAACCUUGCACCUAUCGGACAUGACUUUGAGCAAUGGCAACGCUUUGUCUGGUGGGGCUAUCUCGGCGGCUGACUCUAGCGUUUCGUUUAGCGGAAACACAUCGUUCAACUCCAACUUCGCUAACUUUUAUGGAGGUGCAAUCUACGCGAAUUCUUCGACCGUUUCCUGGGAUGGCGACGGCACCCAGUUCAGCUCCAACUCCGCUAACGUUUCUGGAGGUGCGAUCUACGCAUUUUUUUCGACCGUGUCUUGGGAUGGCGACGGCACCCAGUUCAGCUCCAACUCCGCUUACGAUGAUGGAGGUGCAAUCUACGCGUAUUCUUCGAACGUGUCCUGGGAUGGCGACGGCACCCAGUUCAGCUCCAACUCCGCUAACAACUCUGAUGGAGGUGCAAUCGGCGCGGGGUAUUCUUCGAACGUGUCCUGGGAUGGCGACGGCACCCAGUUCAGCUCCAACUCCGCCUACUAUGAUGGAGGUGCGAUCUACGCCGAAUCUUCGACCGUGUCCUGGGAUGGCGACGGCACCCGGUUCAGCUCCAACUCCGCUAACGACGAUGGAGGUGCGAUCUACGCGCGGUCUUCUUCGACAGUGUCCUGGGAUGGCAACGGCACCCAGUUCAGCUCCAACUCCGCUAACGAUGAUGGAGGUGCGAUCUACGCGUAUUCUUCGAACGUGUCCUGGGAUGGGGACGGCACCCAGUUCAGCUCCAACUCCGCCUACUAUGAUGGAGGUGCAAUCUACGCGGAUUCUUCGACCGUGUCCUGGGAUGGCGACGGCACCCAGUUCAACUCCAACUCCGCUAACGAUGAUGGAGGUGCAAUCGGCGCGGGGUACUCUUCGACCGUGUCUUGGGAUGGCGACGGCACCCAGUUCAGCUCCAACUCCGCUAACGAUGAUGGAGGUGCGAUCUACGCGUAUACUGCGACUGUGUCCUGGGAUGGCGACGGCACCCAGUUCAGCUCCAACUCCGCUAACGAUGAUGGAGGUGCAAUCGGCGCGGGGUAUUCUUCGACCGUGUCCUGGGAUGGCGACGGCACCCAGUUCAGCUCCAACUCCGCUAACUUUUAUGGAGGUGCAAUCUACGCGGAUUCGUCGACCGUGUCCUGGGAUGGCGACGGCACCCAGUUCAGCUCCAACUCCGCUAACAACUCUGAUGGAGGUGCAAUCGGCGCGGGGUAUUCUUCGAACGUGUCCUGGGAUGGCGACGGCACCCAGUUCAGCUCCAACUCCGCUAACAACUCUGAUGGAGGUGCAAUCAGCGCUCUGUUUUCUUCGAAAGUGUCCUGGGAUGGCGACGGCACCCAGUUCAGCUCCAACUCCGCUAACGUUUCUGGAGGUGCGAUCGGCGCGGGGUAUUCUUCGACCGUGUCCUGGGAUGGCGACGUCACCCAGUUCAGCUCCAACUCCGCUUACGAUGAUGGAGGUGCGAUCUACGCGUAUUCUUCGAACGUGUCCUGGGAUGGCGACGGCACCCAGUUCAGCUCCAACUCCGCUUACGAUGAUGGAGGUUCGAUCUACGUGUAUUCUUCGACCGUGUCCUGGGAUGGCGACGGCACCCAGUUCAGCUCCAACUCCGCUAACGAUGAUGGAGGAAACGGGGGGGCGGUGUAUAUUUACGUGGGAGAAUUUCAAGACGAGCCUGCUACAAUUUCGGGGUGCAAUUUCUCGGACAAUGUGGCGGAGGAUGCCGGCGGUGCUGUAAAUACCUUGGCCGGAAAGCAAAGUUUUUCUGCGUGUCAUUUUAAGGGCAACUCGGCAGGGGGUAAGACGGGAGCGGACAACUUUUGUGCCUCAGGAUACCAGGGACCAUAUUGCGCAGUGUGCAAAACCGACUAUUCUCCAUCGCUUGCUCACACCUGCACGCAUUGCUCGAGCUCAAGACGCCGAGGACUCACGGUCAUCGCUGCCAUCGCCGUGAUUGUCACAGUCUUUGCGAUUGUGGCAAUUUUCCAGUACAUGUUGUCGACGGAGCAUGAAGACGGGAUCUUGGGGUGCUUCCGUCGCAUGGUACUUGGAGCGGUUCCCGUCGAGUCGUUGAAAAUCAUUGUCGUCGUGUGGCAAAUUUUGACCCAGUUUGCUGACGCGGCCAAUGUCACCUAUCCUGGCGUGUACCAAGACUUUCUGAGCGCGAUCGACGUGAUCAACUUUGACAUCGGUUCCGUGCUCGCGGCCGGGUGCUUGUGGUCCGAUAUGGACUUCCACGACCGACUUCUCGUCACUACUAUAGGACCGUUGGUCGUUGUUGGAUUUUUGGCGAUGACGUACGGGAUCGUGUUGCGUAGGCACAGCGCAUCCGGCGACACUGGUGGAGUAGAGAAGAUCUACCACAAACAUCAGACGGCCCUACUGUUGUUGACUUUCCUGGUGUAUUCCUCAGUUUCAUCAACGGUGUUUCAAACCUUCGCUUGCGAGAUACUUGAUGACGACGUCGAAUACCUUCGGGCGGACUACCGUAUUCACUGCACGGAUGCCAAGCACCAGGCCUUUAAAGUGUACGCAGCGAUCAUGAUUGUUGUAUACCCGGUGGGAAUCCCCCUGCUUUAUGCCGCCCUGUUGUUUCAACGUCGCCACGUUCUGGCCGACGCUGGUGCGGACAAGACAGUAGCUCUGUCGAUUUCCGGGCUGUGGGAGCCGUACAGGCCCGAGCGAUUCUACUACGAAGUAGUCGAGUGCGGACGCCGUGUCAUGCUGACGGGUGUAGUCGUCUUUAUCUUUCCGAACGAUGCGGCCCAGAUUGCGAUCACCAUGCUACUUACUUUGUUUUUUUCUUCGUUGUUCGAAAUAUUGUCGCCGUACGAGUCUGAGUCCGACAUGUGGCUUUCGCGGGGGGGUCAUGUAAUUGUGUUCCUCAGCAUGUUUGAUUUGUUGCUGCUGAAAGUGGAUGUGUCUUGCGAGAGCGACCAGAGCCAGGCUGUAUUUUCGGGAGUGUUGGUGGCAGGUCAUGUGUUGAUGAUUCUUGUUAUCAUUGUCGAGGUGGUUGGCAUGUGUUACGCUUCAGGGAAGAAGCGAGUUGUCGGAGCAGCGUCGUCACCUGAGAGUUCGCCAGGGUUGAGGCCACGCGCAGGAUCGGAUGAUGUUCCUGCAUUUGAGAGCGUUCCAGCAUCAUGGCCAUCGUUUAUGCGGCAAAGUUCAGUGUCAGAAGAGCCUGGACCGACUCGGAGAAUCGCUGGGAUAAUGGUGGUAAACAUCCACAGAGAUACCUCUCCUCCAGCCUAGUGGCUACGGUUUUGACAUGUUUCGGUGUGGUCGCAAGUUUGGUCUGGUGUAAAUAACAUUAAGAGGUAAUUGUUGAAAUUAAUAUUCACAUCUUUGCUACAGCCUACACAGCCAUAUCGCUAGAUAGGAAACACGUAACCCAAGUCUUUUCGUUGUUGUUUAACAUAUUGUCGCCAACCGAGUCUGAGUCCGACAUGUGGCUUUCGCAAGGGAUUUAUGUACUUGUGUUCCUCAGCAUGUUUGACUUGUUGCUGCUGAAAGUGGAUGUGUCUGGUGAGAGCGACCAGAGCCAGGCUUUAGUUUCGGGAGUGUUGGUGGCAGGUCGUGUGUUGAUGAUUCCAGUUAUCGUUGUCGAGAGGUGGUUGGCAUCUGUUAUGCUUCAGGGAAGCAAGUUGUCGGAGCAGCGUCGUCAUCCGAGAGUUCGCCGGGGUUGAGGCCACGCGCAGGAUCGGAUGAUGUUCCUGCAUUUGAGAGCGUUCCCGCGUCUUGGCCGUCGUUCAUGCGGCGAAGUUCAGUGUCAGAAAAGCCUGGACCGACUCCGACAGUCGCUGGGAUAAUGGUGGUAAACAU